This is a messenger RNA of Penicillium argentinense, 1593 nucleotides long. Its product is annotated as putative MFS sugar transporter. Gene Ontology annotation, biological process: carbohydrate transport; transmembrane transport. Lineage: Eukaryota; Fungi; Ascomycota; Eurotiomycetes; Eurotiales; Aspergillaceae. Gene Ontology annotation, molecular function: carbohydrate:proton symporter activity. Bases 1 to 1593 code for a protein of 530 amino acids. The transcript is spliced from 7 exons. The record is from RefSeq and is a predicted model, not a curated record. Gene Ontology annotation, cellular component: membrane.
AUGGGAUACACCACGCUAUGGAAGCGGCUUUCGCCGCGGCAGCUGAGCGUUGCCAUCCAUGUCUUCUCGCUCAUCUCCAUCUUCUUCGAGGGCUAUGACCAGGGCGUCAUGGGAGGCGUCAAUUCGGCCCCGAACUACCUGACCUUGGUCGGCAUUGGCAAGGCCAGUGGGAAGGUCACCAACACCACCCAUCAAGGGGGCAUCGUGAGCGUCUACUACUUGGGGGCGAUCUUUGGCUGCUUUGCCGGAGGAUGGCUCGCAGAUCGAGUGGGACGCAUCAAUGGGUUACUCGCAGGGUCAUUGUUCGCGUUGGUUGGAGGGGCCCUGCAAUCUGCCAUCUCAAACUCAAAUUUCAUGAUCUGCGCCAGAGUGGUGACAGGUAUUGGCACUGGUGCUCUGACGGGCAUCACGCCUGUGUUGGUCUCGGAGACCUCAACGGCGAACCACCGAGGGGGAUUCCUAGGUUACGUCUUUAUAGCCAACUACCUCGGAAUUUCUGUCGCCUAUUGGAUCUCCUUCGGCCUGUCCUUUAUCAACCAUGGGUAUUCUGACGUCCGAUGGCGGUUCCUCCUCGCCUUCCAGUGUUUCCCCGCCCUCCUACUUGCAUUGUUCAUCAAGAUGCUGCCUGAUAGCCCUCGAUUUUUAGCCUCGGUGGGAAGAACAGAUGAAGCGCGUGAUCUUUUGAUUCGAUUGCGCAAGGACAGGGCUACAGAGGAAGAGAUAGAUCGGGAAUACUGCGAAAUCGUGGCCACAGCAAAGCACAGCAAGCCCAGCUCUCCAUUGCAGUUUGCCAAGAUUCUGUGUGGAAAAGGCGGAGACAAAGGUACAAAUUUGGGUCGACGUGCAUGGCUGUGUAUAUGGCUUCAAAUAAUGGCAUCCUGGACUGGAAUCUCGGCUGUCACUGCAUAUGCCCCAACUCUCCUCGAGCAGGCUGAAUACGGCGAAAUACAAAUCAGUGGUCUUUCCGGGGGUGUCAACACAAUUGGCAUUGUUGGCACUAUCAUUAGUGCUCAGAUUAUAGAUCGCCUUGGUCGCAGACCCUGCCUGAUGGGCGGAGCUGCUGUCCUGUUCGCGGUCAACCUGAUUGCCGGCGCGCUAUAUGAAGCAUCCUGGUACCACCCUGAAAAGGUCAAGCAAUACGCCCCUCCCGCCAUUACGAUGCUUUUCUUGUUCAAUCUUGGCUAUGCCGCCACCUGGGGUACCGUGGCCUUUUUAAUACCCACCGAGAUCUUCCCGAGUGACCUGCGGGCCCAGGGCAAUGGGUUUGGAAUCACAGGCUGGGCCAUUGGCGUGGGCAUGACCACACUGGUCAAUCCCAUUUUGUUUGGUAACCUUCAUAGCCGUGCCUAUUUCCUUCUUGCUGGGCUGAACUUGAUCUGGAUACCGAUUGUCUUUCUAUUCUACCCUGAAACUCGAAACCGCUCCCUCGAGUCCAUUGAGGCUCUUUUCUCCACCAGCAGCCCCUUCCACUGGCAAAUGGAACGGGCUUACAAACUCCAUGGCGAUGUUUUGGCGACGCAUGGAGUCACAAAAACCCAAACCUACCAUGCACCGAAGUCGGAAUCAAUAGUGUCGGUGCACGACGAACCAUAA